AUGACUCCACUGCGGAGGCAUCCGCUGUUCCAGAGCCUCUUAUUUCUAACAGUUGCAUCAGCCGUAAACACGCACCGCAAGCUGGUGCUUGUGAAGACAGAUGGCACCGCGGAACUGCGACUGUGGGCCUACGCAUGCGCAGGAUCGAUCUCACGGACAAUCCCCGAGCGCCUGCGCAGGCCACUGGCCAAGUGCCGCGGUACUGCCCUGAAGCAGCGUGGGAUGCGGUGGACCCUCGAGGAGGUGGCCAGGACGGGACUUUGGGUCAGCUUGGUGGCUGAAAUGGCAGCCACAGCUGUGGGAGACAGAGAUGCUGCACUUCGGGACCUCCUGGGAUGA
Messenger RNA from Rangifer tarandus platyrhynchus (Svalbard reindeer), 339 nucleotides. The record is from the annotation of a GenBank genome assembly. NCBI's taxonomy places the organism in Eukaryota, Metazoa, Chordata, Mammalia, Artiodactyla, Cervidae.